AUGGACAACUACGACAACAUUCGGUGGUUUGAAAAGAUGCAGGUUACCAAGGAGAACGCCAAGCAAGUCCCGCCACACAAUAUCCGAUUCGUCUGGUAUGAGUGGCCCUGCGUUACGAAGACCGAGACUCUGGAGAAUUCCGCAUGGCAGGCAACACUCUACGUCUCAAGCUCAAACCCUCUCAGGACACUGCGUGAUGGCUUCCACAUCUCACCUGCAGACGAAGUCAGAGACACCGGUUGCAUUACGCCGUACAUUUGCCCCGAGAAGAGAGGAAGUCAGCACUGGAAGCACUCCCGUCGAUACAUCUUUCUCGAGUGCACGGAGGCUUGA
This is a messenger RNA of Colletotrichum karsti, 333 nucleotides long. RefSeq lists its product as uncharacterized. The transcript has a single exon. Lineage: Eukaryota; Fungi; Ascomycota; Sordariomycetes; Glomerellales; Glomerellaceae. The record is from RefSeq and is a predicted model, not a curated record. The coding region runs from base 1 to 333 and encodes 110 amino acids.